ACGUAAUGACUCCUCGGUUCUGUCAAUUAUUAUUAUACCAGUGUUUAUAAGGAAGUUCGGUUUUAUUUGAAAACACUAACUUGGAUACAUUUAUUAAAGGCUGAAGUUGUAUUUCUGUACUAUAGCUGCACCUACUUCAAUUUUGCAAAAUGCCAAGAGUUGAACCUCUGUUUCUGAGGGAUUUUUUGUAUCCAUCUCUACGACGUAACCGGUUCCCAGGGUUACUGCAAUGGACAAACGAAGCAGAAAAAGAAUACGAAGUGAAAUGGAGUCAUAAAAGCAGUGGAGGAUGGCAGGUUUCGGAGUUUGAACAUUUUGCGGAAUGGGACAGGUUGAAAGGUAACUAUAGUCCAGAAAGUGCAGAAUACUGGACUUUGUCCAAACAAAGAUUUCGGAAUACGCAUCGAAAACUAGAAAUCCAUGGAAAAGUCAAAAGGCUUCCAGGUAGAAGAGGAUAUAGAAAGUACAAGAUCUGCAGCAGUUCAGAAGUCAUUGAUAAAAGGAAGGAGAACAUCUUCGAGAAGCCUCAAGAAACUAAGAUGAAAAGCAGACGGCCGGUUAUCUUAAAGGUUGGCAAAGCCAUGCAAGCAUACCAGACUGGCAUAAAUGAAACCGAGGGUUUGGGUAAUACUGUUUUCGAAAAUGCACAUGUUACCUCACUUUUUGAUUUAGAAACUGACAACGAACAAUACUUAGAGAUACAGGAUUGUUUUUCGAAGAAAAAGCUGGAAUCAGACAACCACGAAGCGUUUCUAUCCAACGCCGUUCCAGAUACCAUGACUCUGUGUAUCGACAUUAAUGACCCACUCUUGAGUAUGUUUCCAAGCGUUUUUAUGACGAUGAAAGAAACAGUGAGCUCUGAUGAUAAGGAGAAUCAUUUUGCAAUAGACGAAGGCAUCGGUGACAUGCCAAAAACCAAGAAAGAGGAUGUGUUUUAAGAGAAAUAUUCAAAUCCAUUGAAUAAUAUGUUAAAUUCACACAAGCUCAACCGUCAUCUCAAACUGAAAGGAAAGUAUGAUUAGUUAUAUCGAAAUACGUAGAAGUCAUACAAGAAAAUAACUUCAAGUUAAAACCUUAUUUUGAAAAUGAAGAGUUCCUGCUUGGAAUGAAUUUAUUUUGACAUUUAUAUUAAAUGAUUCCUUUUAUCUUAUAAGUUGUGACAAAAACAAGUGUUUUUGAUAUAAAAUUGAAUUUCAAACAAUAAUGAUUAUUGUAAGUGUUGUUUUUACACACUUCUGCUUUGAAAUUCGUAAUGAACAGACAAAAAAAGGAAUGUGAAAGUAAUAAUUGCAGUCAAAUGUGAUUUUUAUUACGAUAUUAGGCCUAUCAAAUUAUAAGUAAACUAAAAUUUAGGAAUAAUAAGUAAAUCAAAUGAAGUUGUGGUGUUUUUUAAUAAAAAAACAUCAAUUGUUUUCUAUGGUAACUAUGAAAAAAAACUGAUUGAGUAGCAAACUGGAUAUUCCUUGGUAAAAGAGUAACCCAAGAGUGGUGGUGAUGACUGUCUGCCUUCCUUCUAGUCUUUCACUACUAAAUUAAGGACGGCUAGUGCAGAUAGCCCUCGUACAGCUUUGCGUGAAAUUUACCUCCCCCCCCCCAAGACAUUCUUGACAACCCCACAAAUAUAUUCUUAACUUUCUGACAUCAUCCAAAAUUGUCGAAUUCAGUUAACGAAUUAAAGUUUUCUUUAACAGUUAUCUAUGUUGCUGACCCCUGACCAGCAUCAAAAUCAGGUUGCAAAGGUCGAACAGGAAUCUGUUUUCCAUCCUUAUUGAUUACCACCGAAGUGAUAUUCUAAUUCUUAAAAUUGCACGAAUUUUUCUUCUAGGAUCCAUUUAACUGCAUCGUUUUCAAUACAUCCUAUAAUAAAAUGUGUGGGUAAUUGACCCCAAAAGGCAUUAUCAAUAGAGGUAUCUAAGUGUCCCUGUGGAACAGAAAUACCUUGCACACUAUAUAUUUUAAAGGAUAUUUAGCCUUUCCUUGCUGAAAUGCUUUAGAAUGCGACGGAAUGAUGGAUAGACUGAUCUAGACCUUUCGAACAUGGAUAGAAACGUGAUGAAGAACAACCUUGAAUCUAGAUUCAUCAUUGGACAUAAUACAAAAAGAAUCUUCACUUUGUACGUGACGUGUCGUUGUUUUAACUUUACUCCAUUGGGCAAGAAUUUGUUCUGGGAAAAAAAGUUCUAAUCUAGAUGACCGAUCAUCUCGUCUACCACAUAUCUCUACGUAUCGAUCUUGGAUCCCAUCAUUCUCACCAUCAUUAAACUCGAGAUUGUCAAAAGUAUCCGCCAUGUUUUUUACCCACAUAGACAAAGUCAAAUUACUUCUCUUAGCUUCUCCACUAUAACCCAGUAAAGUUUAUAUGUAGGCUUUAUAAGAUUGUGAAGAAUGUUAGACGAAGAAAUUAUCUGGUCAUUCUGGUGUACAUCCACUUGAAAAGUAGAAAAUGAAGCAAGAGGGAAUCCUCAGUAGCCGGGGCACUAUGAGGCAGAAUUAAAGUAAAUUAAUCUAUGAGACCUUUCUAACUUUUGUAUUAGCUAUGUUUUUUGCGCCAUCAAUACCAAGCGUGGGGCGCUGGUAUAUCCGAUUCGAUUUUAUUAUUCAUCAGGAUCUCUAUUAGCCUUCCCUCAAAUUGAAAUUCUUUAAGGCAGGAUUAUAAUAAAUUAACCUAUGAGACCUUGAGCGUGGUCAAAUGAAUACACCAAAUGAAAGGGUUUCACUUUCUGAGUCCAAAACUGUAAUUAGAUCUCAAAUCGGUCAAGAGAUGACGGAGCUAUGAGCUAAAAGUUUGUACUUGU
Messenger RNA from Limulus polyphemus (Atlantic horseshoe crab), 2795 nucleotides. RefSeq names its product interferon regulatory factor 1-like. Gene Ontology annotation, biological process: regulation of transcription by RNA polymerase II. Gene Ontology annotation, molecular function: DNA-binding transcription factor activity, RNA polymerase II-specific; RNA polymerase II cis-regulatory region sequence-specific DNA binding. Bases 150 to 938 code for a protein of 262 amino acids. The record is from RefSeq and is a predicted model, not a curated record. Gene Ontology annotation, cellular component: nucleus. The transcript has 5 exons. Lineage: Eukaryota; Metazoa; Arthropoda; Merostomata; Xiphosura; Limulidae.